AUGCCACACGCUGUUGAUUAUAGCCUCAUUCAAGUCAAAGAACUCCACCCGACCUUUGGCGCUGAGGUGUCGGGUGUGGACUUCUCUCGCCCCGUGCCGGAAGACGUCUUCCAAGAACUCUGGAAAGCCGUCAACCAAUAUGGUGCCUUGGUCUUUCGCCAUGCCAAAUUGAAUGAUGAACUCCACAUCCAGUUCUCUGAGAGGCUGGGUGAGCUGGAUGAUGUUCUCCCGCACAUCCAAGCGGGCCGUCCGUUUCGCUUUAAGCACAAGGAAUUGUUUGAUGUGGGAAAUAUCGAGGAAGAUAACAGCUUGGUGAAACCGGGAAGCCAUCGGUGGUAUUACGGCAAGGGCAACAAUCUUUUCCAUCAUGACUCCUCCUUCAACCCACGGAGGGCUGGGCUCUCGCUGUUACGCGCUCACGAAAUCCCUCCUCCCGGCCAAGGCCUUGGGGGGAACACCGACUUUGCUGACUGCCGGGCCGCCUACGACGAGCUGCCCGCCGACCUCAAACAGCAGCUGGACGAAAACGACUAUGUUGUCUGCCACUCUCUGCUGCACUCACGCAGGAAAGCCGCCCCCGAAUACUUCGGAGACGUCGACCCGGACAAAGGCUACUACUCUCGUCACAAGGUGGUGCAGACGCAUGAACGCUCGGGCCGCAAGACGCUGUACAUCGGCAACCACAUGCACCACGUAGAGGGCUUGCCGGAGCCAGAAAGCACGGCGCUGAUCAACAGAUUACUGGAGCACGCUUGCCAGGACAAGUAUAUCCUGUCGGUGGAGUGGCAGAACCCGGGAGACUUGAUCCUGUGGGACAACACGUCUGUGAUGCAUCGUGCCCACGGCGGUGCGUAUGAGGGCAAAUACCGCAGAGACAUGAGGAGGACCACGGUCCAUGAUGAUUCGAGCUAUGCCUGGGGUUUGAAUGAGAAGACGAGCAUGAGGGUUGGGUUACCGUGA
Messenger RNA from Fonsecaea erecta, 960 nucleotides. RefSeq lists its product as hypothetical. NCBI's taxonomy places the organism in Eukaryota, Fungi, Ascomycota, Eurotiomycetes, Chaetothyriales, Herpotrichiellaceae. Gene Ontology annotation, molecular function: oxidoreductase activity. The coding region runs from base 1 to 960 and encodes 319 amino acids. The record is from RefSeq and is a predicted model, not a curated record. The transcript is spliced from 3 exons.